Labeo rohita (rohu) is the source of this 2011-nucleotide messenger RNA. RefSeq lists its product as uncharacterized. Gene Ontology annotation, molecular function: zinc ion binding. Bases 265 to 1308 code for a protein of 347 amino acids. The record is from RefSeq and is a predicted model, not a curated record. NCBI's taxonomy places the organism in Eukaryota, Metazoa, Chordata, Actinopteri, Cypriniformes, Cyprinidae. The transcript has 13 exons.
CGAAAGUGUGUCAGUAGUUCCAGUAGUUUAGCCGUGGAGCACUUUAAAUUCUGUCCUGACAGAACAUUCAACAAUAAGUUCAAUUGACAAAUGCGUUUUUAAGGUUUUUAAUAUGCUAUCGAUGUAUUCGCGUCUAGGAACUAUAUUUGAAAUGUGAAGAUGAAUUAAAGGAAGUGGAACUAUUAAUUAUGACCUUAACUAUGAUGUCAUCUGUUAUGCUAUAGGCAAACACUUCAGGGAGAAAUAACAGCAUUGUUUUACAACAUGGCAACAGCCUCAGGUAAUCACUUCGAGUGGCAGCUUUUUAAUGGACAGCAGUGGGGUUCUAUCUUAAAUGAUUUUGUCAUCGAGGUCCAUUACUGUCAGGCAGGGGCAAAAGGGAUCACCAUCCACCUCAACAAAGGGCCUGUCUAUAUUGACUUUGACGACAUGACAGUCACCGGACCUCUUGCUAACGGCUAUAGUAUUCGACGUAAUACGCUGCUGUCCCAUAACCAGAAAGAAGUAAUAGGCUGGUACUACAAAGACAACUAUCGCUGGUGCGAAUAUGGUUCUCAGGGAUCAGGUGGGAUGUCAUCCUCGAUUACAAGUGAUUUUAUAGAGCAGCAGUACAACAUCAAUCCAAGGGGCUCAGUCCAGUUUACUGUAGGAAACAUGACUUACAAGGUGGACUUCAGUGCCAUGACUCAAACCAAUCUGUCCACAUAUAUGUUGAGGAAAGUAAGGCGGCGACCAAAAUUCAAAGAAGUAGUAACAGACAACAGCAUUACUCAAAACAGUUUACCAGUUGUGGCAUCUCCCUCUGCAAACCCUACAAAUUAUUCUUCUCAAACUAUCUGGGAGUUUAUGGGUGAUGAGGGUAUUUGGACUGAGUACCAGAAACCAGGAUGUUCGUUGGAUAGUGCGGAAAUUGAGAGGUUGUAUCAGCUCAACCCGCAGUGCCAAGUUUCAUUCACAGUCAGACGAUUCUCUUACACUCUUUACUUUAGUGGAAUGUAUCAAGUGAACAAUAAAUAUGGUACAAAAAGAUCUGUCAGGAGAAUCCCCAGUGGACAGCAAACAAACAGUACAUUGUCACAAGUUCGCUGGCAGUUCAUGGACAUGGAUGGACAAUGGACGGAUUACAUUAAAGGUGGUACUAGGGGAUGUUGCAGUGUGUCAAGUCAAGAUAUUGAAGCAGAGUACCAGCAGGACUCCACUGGGAUGAUGCGUUUCAGAGCAGGCCGAUUCAGCUAUGAGCUAGAUUUCUCAGACAUGUCCCAGACCAACCUGUCCACAAACACCAGGAGAUCUGUACGCCGCCUUUAGCCAUAAGACCUCACCUGUCUAUUAUGUUUACUUUCAUAUUUACUUGUAGUUAUACAUGAAUGAUCUCAGGAUGCUGGCUCAUGCAAUGUUUGCUGGCCAUUCUCAGAAAAUGUCAAAAUGCAGCUCCAUUGUGUUUUUUUCUGCGUUGAUGCCAUAGAAGAAACAUUUUUAAUUCUCCAAAGAACCUUUGAGUGAACAGUUUCUUUUAGAAGAACAUUUUAAAAUCUAAAGAACCCUUUCCCACUGUAAAGAACCUUUUAUACAUUUGAAAGAUUCCAUAGUUUAAGCUUCCUCAUGGAACCAUUUGACACCAAUAACUUGAUUUUUAAGAGUGUAUCACGAAACGGAAUAUCAAAUUCUGUUUACUUUGUCUAAUGCUAACUCAAGUGCCUAUAUUGUUUUAUUAAUUGCCAUAAGAAGUAGUUUUCGUGGUGAUUAUGUUCUUGAAAAAUGCUACUUUUAUUCUUUGUAUUUUUUCUUUUUAGUGCAUUUACUGUGCAAUAUGUCUUAUGACAGUUCUCAACAUGAAUGUCUGCGCAAUGAUUUUUGUUUUUAAACUGCCUUGGGUCUCAUUAUAUAUUAAUAAUUACAUAUAAAAAAUAUGUUUAUAAGUGCUAAUAAUCCAUGCAAGGUUUCAUUUUCAUUGUUUUUUAAAUGACUUACAUGUUCAUUAGAAUAAUUAAAUAAAUCUUUUUAAAAAUCA